Messenger RNA from Linepithema humile (Argentine ant), 919 nucleotides. NCBI's taxonomy places the organism in Eukaryota, Metazoa, Arthropoda, Insecta, Hymenoptera, Formicidae. The record is from RefSeq and is a predicted model, not a curated record.
AUAAAAAUGCGAGGAAUGAUUCACAAUCAAUAUCGUGAAGCUGCUGCUUCUUGUCAUGAAAAGGUAUAAUCGGUCCGGGACAAUCAUGGAGGUCGUAGAUAGAUUGGCAAUCUUCCCGACAUUCAGUUCAUACACGAACGUAAAAUGUCGCUUGAAUUGCGCACGCAGAGGUCGUGAUUUGCUCGAAAAGAGGGUCGAUGGUCUCUUAAUCCGAUUCCGCACAAUUCUAUUGCAUCUACUCGAAAACAAAUUACAGCUUGGCGAAGUGAUGAGGAACGCGGUCUUUUCGUUGGCCGAGGUAAAUUAUGCGACAGGUGGUAUAAACAAACUGGUCCUACAGACGGUCAAUAAAGCCAAAAUAAGAAUUCGAUCCAGACAAGAGAUCAUCGGCGGCAUUCGACUGUGGAUUUACGAGCCUUUCUGUAGCAGCGCAGAUCCCUUCGAACUCGCCGGACUAGCCAGGGGCGGUCAACAGCUGAGUUCAAAGAAAAAAAUCCCAAGUUGGAAGUGUAAAGCAUUAACGAUAACGAAAUUAAAGAAGAAUUAUGGGAAAGCGAUCGAGUUACUCGUCGAAUUGGCGUCGUUACAGUACAAUUUUCAAACUCUCGACCGGGUAAUCAAGGCGACUAGUCGUCGCGUAAACGCUCUCCGACAUAUCAUUAUACCCCAGUUGGAAAGAACGCUCGCGUAUAUCGUUACCGAACUCGACGAGUACGAGCGAGAGGAAUUCUAUCGCCUAAAAAAGAUACAACAGUGGAAGAUGCAACGACGUAACGGCAAAUCUCAUAAAUUGAUUCGACAUUCAAAUAUAUUCGAUGACACGGAUGAAGAUCUUCUUUUUUAAUGCUAUUGCAAAGCCAUGACGGAUGUAUAAUUUUGCACAUUGCUUUUAAAUACAAAAUAGUAUAUAUAAGUGGAU